AUGCUGGCACCCUUCCUAUACUCGCUCGCUCUCAUCAGCCCCAUCCUCCCUGCAGCCUGUCUUGAGAAACACGCGAAGCCUCGGGGUCCACCCCAGAUCAGCGUCCACUCUGUGAGAGAGAAACCGACCGGUUUAUCUACCGCGUGGCUGUCCAUCCAAGAUGUGCCUGCCGACUCGCAUCAUCUUUUUUUCAAUGAGAAGGGUCCUGGCAGCUUCCAGCUCAUCGUCACGGAUGCUAACGGCUAUGGCGAGAUCGCCACCGGCGGGUAUUCCGGCCCCGACGAAAAGUGGAGGGAUGGACGAGCAGAGUUUCAACUCCACUGUACAUGCUAUAUGACGGGUGAACGAAUGGACAAGGGCGUUGAAUCUGUAUGGGAUCUUGCGGUGCGGAACGAAGGAGAGAUGGCGGACUGUCAAUUCACCAUCAACGGAACUACGCUUGUCUGCGAUCAGACUUCGCUUCAGGCGCCGCUCAAGCUCAGAUGUGCUACAGCGUGA
This is a messenger RNA of Dioszegia hungarica, 498 nucleotides long. RefSeq lists its product as uncharacterized. The coding region runs from base 1 to 498 and encodes 165 amino acids. The transcript has 2 exons. The record is from RefSeq and is a predicted model, not a curated record. Lineage: Eukaryota; Fungi; Basidiomycota; Tremellomycetes; Tremellales; Bulleribasidiaceae.